AUGGCCUGUAAUUUUCUUCCAUCACCAAAGGACCACUCAGAUGAAGAAGACUACAGAGACAUUGAACCUCUUCCCCCUCAAAACAGAGAGUUUGAGUUUCAAAUGGCCUCAAUUACCAAUGACAAGAAAACCACAACUUCCCAUGCUGAUGAACUCUUCUACAGAGGCAAACUCCUUCCUCUUCACCAAAAACUACUUCAAGCAGAGCUCAAAUUUCAAGAAGAUUUAGAAGAAGAAGAAGAGAGCUUUUGCAUAAACUUCUUGAUCACCCCAAUUGGUUCUUGCAACAUUUCCCCAUCACAAUCUUGUAGGGAGAGUUUUGAACUUAAUUCAAAUGAACACUUGUUUGAGUGGUCCAGUACUGAACUCACCACUAGUAGUUCCAUAGCUAAUAGUCCUAAGAAAGUUUGGUCUAACAAGCUCAAUCUCAUUAAAGAUUCUUUAAUCUGCCAAAAGUUCAAAGCUUCGAGGGCAUUUCUCAAAUCUUUGUUUAGCAAAUCUUCUUGUUCAAACGGUAACAGUUGUUCAACAGCAGAAAUCAAAUGGCGUUCUCCAACAAAAUGUUUGUUUUUCUCAUCAUCUAAUUGUUCCUUCAACUCGUCAAAUAAUAGCUUUUAUGAGUUGAAUUUCCUCAAGAGAAGCAACAGUUUCACUUCAGAUAUUGAGGCUGCUGUUGCUCAUUGUAAAAAGUCCCAAGAGCUUACCAUUCCAAGUUCCAACUAA
Messenger RNA from Lycium ferocissimum, 723 nucleotides. RefSeq names its product probable membrane-associated kinase regulator 4. Gene Ontology annotation, cellular component: plasma membrane. The transcript is spliced from 3 exons. The record is from RefSeq and is a predicted model, not a curated record. NCBI's taxonomy places the organism in Eukaryota, Viridiplantae, Streptophyta, Magnoliopsida, Solanales, Solanaceae. Gene Ontology annotation, molecular function: kinase inhibitor activity. Bases 1 to 723 code for a protein of 240 amino acids.